UGACAUUACCUUUCAUGCUCUACCGUGCGGUUUCAACUGCUUUCAAAAUCAAUCGUCUCAGACCGUUCAUUUGCUCGGAAUAUUCCUUAAUCCGGCCAAAUUCACCGGAAACUCUUCCAAAUCCAACAAAUUCUUAAUUUUCCGGAGAAUGGCGUCCGGUGGUGGCCAGCAAUUCCCACCUCAGAAGCAAGAGAAGCAACCUGGCAAAGAACACGUCAUGGACCCCAUCCCUCAAGCAACCAGCCAUGAAUACAAACCAGCCAAUAAGCUCCACGGUAAGGUGGCGCUGGUGACGGGGGGAGACUCAGGGAUAGGAAGGGCAGUGUGCCACUGCUUCUCACUGGAAGGUGCCACGGUAGCCUUCACGUACGUGAAAGGAGAAGAGGAUAAGGACUCCCAGGAUACCUUACAAAUGAUCAAACAAGCCAAGACCCCAGAAGCUAAGGAUCCCAUGGCCAUCCCAACAGAUCUAGGAUUCGACGAGAAAUGCAAACGAGUGGUUGACGAAGUGGUCAAAGCUUUUGGAGGGAUCGACAUCUUGGUCAACAAUGCCGCAGAGCAGUACAAGUCAGCGUCCGUAGAGGACAUAAAUGAGGAGAGAUUGGAAAGGGUAUUUAGGACCAAUAUCUUCUCUCACUUUUUUAUUGUCAGGCAUGCUUUGAAGCACAUGGAGGAAGGUAGUUCCAUAAUCUGUACUACUUCCGUGAAUGCUUACAAGGGAAACCCUAAGCUUUUGGAUUAUACGGCGACUAAGGGUGCGAUCGUGGCGUUCGUUAGGGGUUUGGCUUUGCAUCUGGCGGGAAAGGGUAUCCGUGUGAAUGGAGUGGCACCUGGACCUAUCUGGACGCCUUUGAUUCCGGCGUCGUUUAAUGAGGAGGAGUGUUCUAAGUUUGGAUCGGAGACGCCUAUGGGGAGGGCAGGGCAGCCUCAUGAGGUGGCGCCGUGUUUUGUUUUUCUUGCUUCUCCGGCGGAUUCGUCUUACAUAACCGGUCAGGUCCUCCAUCCCAACGGUGGGAUGAUAGUCAACGCUUAACCAGGAUGAUGAUGAUGAUCAAGAUGGUCGUUGAUUUGUAAUCUUUUUUGGUGUGUGUUUGUAAUGAUCCUAUUGGGCUUUGGUUUGCCCAAGAAGAGAAUGUUAAAUUAUAUUUUAGUUUAGCUUGAGAAAUUCUGAUCCGCAUUGGCACCAUGUCGGCAUCAGGUGAGAUACCGAUAUGGCCGAUAUAGUACUGAUACCUUGAUCCAUGGGUUGAAGAUGUGGCAUGUACUGUUUAAUUUUGAUUGAUCGGAA
This is a messenger RNA of Macadamia integrifolia, 1288 nucleotides long. Its product is annotated as glucose and ribitol dehydrogenase-like. The transcript has 2 exons. Gene Ontology annotation, molecular function: oxidoreductase activity. The coding region runs from base 149 to 1033 and encodes 294 amino acids. The record is from RefSeq and is a predicted model, not a curated record. NCBI's taxonomy places the organism in Eukaryota, Viridiplantae, Streptophyta, Magnoliopsida, Proteales, Proteaceae.